Vigna radiata var. radiata (mung bean) is the source of this 925-nucleotide messenger RNA. RefSeq lists its product as uncharacterized. Bases 264 to 596 code for a protein of 110 amino acids. The record is from RefSeq and is a predicted model, not a curated record. The transcript is spliced from 3 exons. NCBI's taxonomy places the organism in Eukaryota, Viridiplantae, Streptophyta, Magnoliopsida, Fabales, Fabaceae.
UUCGCAACUGAAGGGAUUUAUGUGAAGCAAAUGAAUUGUGUAGAUUUCAAAAUGCAUCAUCGAAAUUCACACCUAGAUUUUUCUUUUUAAAGAAUUUAGUUGCCUCUUAUCGUGAUAUUUCACGGAUGUAUUGUGACAGCACUGGCAGAGCGAGAAUCCGGAAAACAUGCUAGCUGGAUGUUCAAGCCAAUAGUUUAUGAUUUUCUUUAGAGUGAUUACAGAUUCAUUCAAAGAAAGUAUAUUGUGGAUACUGAUAGAAACAAAUGAGAUCCGACGCCUUCCAAACGGCUAAGAUCUAUCGCCAUCUUCUCAAGGCGGUCAAGAAACAUAUCGGGAAUGCGGAGAACAAGAGUCAGUUUUUAAAUUUUGUAAUCUCAGAGUUCCGUAACAACAAAUAUUUGUCUGAUGGUGUGGCUAUCGAACAGAAAAUAAAACUUGCUCGGGAUUAUACUUUUCUUCUUAACAGUGUACACCAUCAGAAGGAUUUACUUUUUUCAUACAAUAUUGCCGUGGAUAGAUCAGAUGAAGUGAAAAGGACUCUUGGAAAAUCUGCUUCAAGUGUUGGUCUUCAGCUUCCUGAGGUUUAUCAGCCAUAAUAAUUUGUAGUAUGAUUUUUGCAUGCAUGGAACAUGACAGUGUACUGCUGCAGAGAAGGGAAACUAGUGAAGGUUGCUUUAGUUUUCCUUCAUUAUUAAUUACCAACCCAGUGGAUUUUAGUUUAGCGACUUUUUUUUCUGAAUGAAAAUUUGUUUUCGUACUUUUUAUCCAGAACCCAAAAACUAGUGAAGAAAAAGAGGAAAGAGACUCAAGUCUGAUGAAUAAAUUAUAUGAUUCACACAUGGGUUGUUUCUUUUUAUAACGAACUCUAUAGUCUGAGUGUGAUAAAUAUUUCCCUUUAAUAAACAAUUUCUUCCUGGUUUCUUAA